AUGGCUACUGCGGAAAAAGAUCCCAAGUCCAAGCCCAGCAGCCUGCGGUCUAUCAUAGCGGGCUCUUCAGCGGGAGCGGUUGAGAUUGCGAUAACUUAUCCAGCGGAGUUUGCGAAGACACGAUCGCAGCUCAAUCGCAGGCUACCCGAUGCCAAAAAGCUUCCAUGGCCACCAUUCGGAAAACAAUGGUAUGCCGGAUGCACGACUUUGAUCAUAGGAAAUUCUCUUAAGGCUGGCAUACGCUUCGUUGCCUUCGACACCUUCAAAUCUCUACUUCAGGAUGAAAAUGGCAAUAUAUCCGGUCCAAGAACUGUGAUUGCCGGUUUCGGAGCCGGCUUCACAGAGUCCCUAUUAGCAGUGACUCCUUUCGAAAGCAUCAAGACGCAAUUAAUCGACGAUAGAAAAUCCCCAAAUCCUCGUAUGCGUGGAUUCCUGCACGGCAGUAAGAUCAUCUUUCAGGAAAGAGGCCUUCGGGGCUUUUUUCAAGGCUUCGUUCCUACAACAGCGAGACAGGCGGCCAACUCGGCGACCAGAUUCUCAAGCUACACAAUGUUGAAACAAUUGGCUCAGGGCUACGUCGCACCCGGCGAGAAGCUAGGAACUGCCAGUACAUUCGCUCUUGGUGGGAUAGCGGGCCUCAUUACAGUUUAUGUUACGCAGCCUCUUGACACUGUCAAAACCAGAAUGCAAUCGCUCGAAGCCAGUAAAAAUUACAAAAACAGCUUCGUUUGCGCCGCGCGAAUUUUCAAAGACGAAGGCUUGCUUACUUUCUGGUCAGGAGCUGUACCACGUCUAGUAAGAUUGAUCAUGAGUGGAGGAAUAGUGUUCACAAUGUAUGAGAAGACAAUGGAGGCUCUCGACUCUAUCGAUCCUGAGAGGAAAUACAUAUGA
Messenger RNA from Aspergillus viridinutans, 891 nucleotides. RefSeq names its product putative mitochondrial tricarboxylate transporter (Ctp). The record is from RefSeq and is a predicted model, not a curated record. NCBI's taxonomy places the organism in Eukaryota, Fungi, Ascomycota, Eurotiomycetes, Eurotiales, Aspergillaceae. The transcript has 9 exons. Bases 1 to 891 code for a protein of 296 amino acids. Gene Ontology annotation, biological process: mitochondrial citrate transmembrane transport.